AUGCCUGUAUCACCGUCGAGCUCUACACAUUCCAUCCCCAUUAAUGCAGAUGCAAGAUCGGCUGCAUCGUCACCGACGACAACCAUGACAUCAACGCUGAGUGAGGCAGACGAGAACAACUACCAGUACAAUAACAACAACUCGCUAGACGAUAUUUUCGGCUCGUCGCCGGAUGAUCAUGAUCKCGGACAUGUCCUCGAAAGGCAUCAUAAUUACAAUAUUCCGCCAUCCACGCAGGCAUCGGCAGAACCUUCCGAUCUCCCCUCCCUUCGCCGUCAACACGUUACGGCCGGGUACAGGGAUGGAAUCGCUAUGUCUAAAUCAGAGCAUGUUCAACGAGGGUUUGACGCAGGAUACCCCAUCGGUGCACAAUUUGGGUUGCGAGUGGGUACGAUACUGGGUAUUCUCGAAGGACUCGUGGGUGGAUUGAAAUCGACGUCGUCGAAGGCAGGACCUGUGAAGAAGCGUUCUGUCGGUAAUAAGCAGGCCGAGGAAGAUCAUAACGAGGGUGAAACAAAAGUAAGGAUAAAUAAUAUUGAGAAGAUGAAGGAAUUGUAUGAACAUGCUCUGAAAGAUCUGGAUGUUGAGGCAAUGUUCAGUGGAUUGAAAGCAGAAGACACCGACGGAGCAGACAAGGAGACUGCAGAGGAGUUCAGUGAAGAAUCGAAACCGGAGAAUAGGUUACGCGAGAAAGCCGAACCUGUUGUUGCCGAAUGGGAGAAGUUAAUGAAUGUGACGAAAUGGGAGGAAAGUAUGGAAGAAGUUGAGAGCAUGGAGGAUAUGAUUGUCGAAGAGAGGUGA
Molecule: messenger RNA, 801 nt
Organism: Talaromyces amestolkiae
Lineage: Eukaryota; Fungi; Ascomycota; Eurotiomycetes; Eurotiales; Trichocomaceae
Exons: 1
Coding region: 1-801 (266 amino acids)
Source: RefSeq, a predicted model, not a curated record